Molecule: messenger RNA, 3516 nt
Organism: Brassica oleracea var. oleracea
Lineage: Eukaryota; Viridiplantae; Streptophyta; Magnoliopsida; Brassicales; Brassicaceae
Exons: 4
Coding region: 147-3362 (1071 amino acids)
Source: RefSeq, a predicted model, not a curated record
UAGACUUUUAAAAAAGGGGCAUUUGAAGAUGGAUAUGUUUCCGGUUAAUACCACCGGAAUAGACACGGCGGAGGUAAGGAAGAUUUAAGGAAAGCUUUCUCCUUUUAUUCUCUCUGACCCCAAAGGCAUCUCCUUUUUUGAGUCAAAUGGAGUCUCGAGGAUCUUCUGAGGCAGAAGAUGAACAGAUUGUUCAAGUCCGAGAAGCUUUAAUGUGCCUCAACGGCAAAAGAUUCGAGGGUUUACGAACCGCGAGGUUCCUUAAACACACCACCAUGUCUAUAGACGACGACGUUUUCGACCUCCCUCUGGACGCCUUUAUAUGCCGACCCGAGUCCGUUGAUCCGGAGAUAUGGACGGCCAAGAUUUCGUUUCCGGGCUGGGCCUCUCCGUCUCCGAACUGGAUCGAGUGGGUGAACGCUAUGGCGGAGACACACGCCACCGUGUGGAGGAAAGCAGGUGUGUAUGAUGCGAUCUUGGCGUCUCGGUACCAGAUCAAGAAGCAAGACGAGUUGAUGAUGGCUUUGGUGGAGAAAUGGUGUAUUGAGACGAACACGUUUGUGCUCCCUUGGGGUGAAGCGACGGUGACGCUUGAGGAUGUGAUUGUUCUUGGUGGGUUCUCUGUGAUUGGGAACAAUGCCAUGGCUCCUGUUAAGAGAGAGGAGAUGAAGGAGGUGGAGGAGAAGAUGAAGAAGGGGAAGCGUGAGAUUGAGGGUGAGUUGGGGAAGAAGUGUAGUGCUGGCUUGUGGAUGAAGGAGAUGAUGAAGUCAGGGAAUGAGAUUGAGCAUGAGGCCUUCCUGGUUACAUGGCUGUCACGUUUUGUUUUUCCCAGUUCAGGUGAUUUGGUGAAUGAUGUGCUGUUUCCGGCUUCGAUUCAGCUUGCUAAAGGGGUUACAUUGGCUCUGGCUCCGGCGGUUUUAGCGGGGAUAUACCGUGAUCUCGGUCUUUUGAAGGAGCAUCUUGCUGGUUAUGGUGAGAACGAUACGGUUGUGGUGAAGUCUCCGUUACAGUUUGUGCAGGUUUGGGCUUAUGAGAGGAUCAUGGAGUUGCAGCCACCGGGCCAGCCAGGUCAGUUAAACCCUGGUGAGCCACGGAUGGCCCGGUGGCACCAACAUGGUGGCGGUCAGAAUCUGUAUGGAUAUCCUGAGAAUGUUAGAGCGGUUUUGGACUCUACCACCAAAGAGAGUUUUGACUUUCGUCCUUACACAAAGCCUCUGCACAACUUCAAGUUCCCUAGGUUUUACAUGGAAGAUAACUGUUGGGUCCAUCUGCACUCUGAUGACAAGAACAUUGUAGCCUUUGGUCGGUGUUUGAGGUUCUGUAAACUGGUUGGUGUGCAUUGUAUUGAACCUUAUUACCCGCACCGUGUGGCGUUGCAAUUUGGUUAUGACCAGGAUGUUCCUGGUGUGGUUUCAGCUAGGAAUGAGACUCCGGAACUGGCUUGGAAAGACUAUAUCCGUCCUAUUUCAGGCGAUAUGAUGUACAUUCCUGCACGGGUCAAUGCUGGUGAUGUUACCGUUAGGUACAUUCGGUGGUGGAAGCUUUCUUUUGCGAUGUUACAGUCCGAAGCUAAGAAACUAUCCCACAAGCUUCUGGCUUCACCCCCGAGGCAGAAACCAUCAACUACAACAGCUGCUGCGACGACCACAACGAAGGUAACAUCUAGAGAAACAAAAACAAAGAAAGGGAGUCUUGGCCGUAGUAGCUCUUCAGGGAGCCUCAUAGGAUCAGAGAAAGGUGAUAAGCAUAGGCCUGAAUGGGUCCAGAGAUCACCACCGGGGUGGAAAAAGAGUCCUGAUAGAAGCUCGAGCAGUGCAAUUGGUGGUGCUAAGGAUCUUAAAGGAGUUCUCAGGGGCGUAGGGAGAACUAAGGGUCAUGGCCAUGUCACAUUUCAGCUUCCUGUUCCCUCACCCAAAAGGUCUCCUCCAUCCAACAAGACAAAUACUCCUUUGGAAAAGCAAAACGAUUCUACUGUCAAGAAGCCAAGAAUGAUACCUCGGGUAGCAGAUCUAGCCAAAAGAUCGAGCUCGUCUUCUCAGGUUCCAAGAAACACAUCAUUUGUUCCUCUUCCUCAUAGGCGAGAUAACUAUGUAAAGAACAACAAUUACUCAAGUCGGCGAGCUUCGAAAGAACCAUACAAGGCACCAUCUUUGUCUGGCUAUCCUUCAAAGAGGAAGAAGUCACCAAGAUCUGUUGAUACUGUCAACUCGCCUGGUCAGAAAAGCUCCCUAAGCCCGCAAGGUUCAAAAGAAUCUCCCAAGUCACCACCAUCUGUUUCUGGUUCUUCUUGUUUGACAAGGAAAAACUUACCAAGACCUCAAGAACUGAACAAGUCGUCAUCUUCUUCUCUUGGUUCUGUUUCUUUAACGAGGAAGAAGCCACCAAGAUCUUCAGAAGAUGCCAGCUUAUGUGGUAAUUCAUCAUCUGGAGGCCAUUCAAUUGUCAAGAGAAAUACUGAAUCCAAACGAGAAUCACCGAGAAAAGCUCAGGAACUCAAGGCUACUAAUGUGAAGUUUUUGGAGGAGAUUGUGACACUGCGGGAACACGUUGGCGAAGAAGGGGAAAGAAAGAUGGGUUCUUUCAAAGGUCAUGCUUUGCCAGGUACGUUGUUCUUUGUGGUUGGAGUCUGGCACAUUUGGAGCUCUGUGGUUCGCUUCGUAUCCAACCCCAAGUCAUUUCGGGUUCGAGUUUGGCACCCUGUCCCUGGUUUCAACGGUAGGAUCAAGUACUUGGAGCUUUACGUUGUCACCAUUGGCUCACUCAUUGACCUGUGCAUCGAGUUCUUCUACUCCACUCAUCUCAACUUCUUUGUCAAUGGUGUCUUGAACCCUUCCCACAUGAACGAUUUCGAGCACUCUGGGAUGCUUCUCAUGUUCUUCAUCCUCGGUUUUAUCGCUUUGUUCUCCGAGAAAACCAGGUUGCUUCCUCUGCCACAAGAAGCUCUGUGUUUAAUAGCUGCAACAGCUUUUACAGCCCAAGGACUUCUCUUCUUCUUCCACUCCACAAGCCACAAAGGUCUUGAAGGUUAUUACCACCUCCUCCUCGUCUUUCUUGUCGGUCUCUGCGUCAUCUCCUCAAUCGCAGGAGCAAUCUGCCCUACAAGCUUCCCAGUAGAUCUAUGCAAUGGCAUUGCAAUGAUUCUUCAAGGCCUCUGGUUCUAUCAAACAGCUUUCACUCUCUAUGGCCCUAUGAUGCCUCAAGGCUGCGGUUUAAAAGGAAGCUCUGUCGUUUGCAGAUCAGUCGAUUCCGUAGUCUCUGGAGAAUUUCUGGCUAAUUUUCAGCUCUUCUCUUUGGUUCUUGCUGUUCUUGCCUGCGUUGUGGGUUCUUAUGUUUUUGCAGCUUCAAGAUUUGGAACAAGUAAAUGAGAUAUUUUUGGGAAGUAGAAACUAGGUUUUUUUUUUUUUUGCUACAUGUCUCUAUCUUAUAACAAAUAUGUUACUUUGAGGCCUUAGAGCUCAGCUAAUUUAGAGAAAAAAUAAAGCAAAAAUCGGACCUUUAUUGUGUAACGGACUGAAAAUU